CGUCUAACCUCGUUUAAGAUAUAACAUCAUUUAUAAAACUGCCCAACCAGACGCGUCCUGAGUUCCAAAGGAAGACCGCGGAAAACAAAAAUAGAAACUUCUCCGGCGUCGAUCAUGGCGUCAGAGUUGCCGGCCUCCGACCGCAAAGUGGUUGUUCAUCUUAGGGCGACCGGCGAUGCUCCCAUCCUCAAGCAGGCGAAGUUCAAGAAAUAUUAUGAGAAACACAAAAAUGCACCUGUUGGGAAGAAUAAGAUGAUGCUUCUGUUAGCACAUUACUUGAGAACUGCCAUUUGGAUAAUGAAGAAUGAUAUGAACCUAAUUGUAAACAGUAGUAGUUAAAUAUGUCUGAUUAGUAGCCUAAGUUAGCCUAGAUAAGUCGUAAUAUGAUUAGUUAGUAGCCUGGGUAAGCCUAAAAAACUCUUGUAAACUUAUAAAUAUCCCAGUUUGGGUGUAUGAUGGCAUGAUAAAUAAUAAAUCCCCUUUCUCC
Messenger RNA from Dendrobium catenatum, 487 nucleotides. RefSeq names its product ubiquitin-like protein ATG12. The record is from RefSeq and is a predicted model, not a curated record. The transcript is spliced from 3 exons. The coding region runs from base 115 to 339 and encodes 74 amino acids. NCBI's taxonomy places the organism in Eukaryota, Viridiplantae, Streptophyta, Magnoliopsida, Asparagales, Orchidaceae.